Messenger RNA from Varroa destructor (honeybee mite), 1705 nucleotides. RefSeq names its product REST corepressor 1-like. Gene Ontology annotation, molecular function: transcription corepressor activity. Gene Ontology annotation, biological process: regulation of transcription by RNA polymerase II; negative regulation of DNA-templated transcription. The record is from RefSeq and is a predicted model, not a curated record. Gene Ontology annotation, cellular component: transcription regulator complex; histone deacetylase complex. NCBI's taxonomy places the organism in Eukaryota, Metazoa, Arthropoda, Arachnida, Mesostigmata, Varroidae.
AAUAGUCUGGCGCCACAGAGCAGCCGAGGAAUGGUGCUGCCAACGCUCAGCUGACCUGUGCUCAUUAAUUGAUGUCGCCACCAUCUCGCCGGUCGCCAGCUCAGCUGGCAACCGUGUGCGUUUAAAUCUCGCAGGGGAGCGAACAGCGCUUUGUUGGGAGUUGACCAGGUAUCCCGCGAUUCUCGCUGGAGUCGAACCAGCGCCGUCGAUGACGCGUCCCAGCCGCCGCGCUAGAGCCGAGGGCGAUGUGAAAACCAGUGGUGUUCGGGUCGGGCCUGAAUUCCAGGCUGAAAUUCCAGCUCUUGUCCCGUACACUAAUGGUUCGGAAAUCCACAAAGCGGAUCUACUCUUUGAACCCGACUACUCUAGUGAUGAUUUUAAACCGGAAGUUAAAAAAUUUCUUGGGAAUCCUCAUGUUCGGUGGACUAAUGACGAAAAAGUUCUCUUCAAAAAAUGUUUUUCAAAACACAAAAAAAAAUUCCAUCGUUACAAGGACCUGUUGCCAAAUAAAAGUAUUGUCCAACUCUUAGAUUUUUACUAUUCAACUAAAAUUCGCGAAACACCCGACCCGCCGCUGAGUCAGGACCCGGACUAUAAUCCUGUGGGCAGAGGCAGUCCAAAGAAAAAUGGCCGCAGUAUUAAGAGCAGACCCAUCAUUACAAGGGUUGGUAGGAUCUUAUUUAGCCGGCGAAUUGAUCCACCUCAAAGUGGUGACAGAUUUCGUUUUACGUUAAACGAACUAGAGCAAGUUAUUGAAAAUGAUACGGUUUCAAAGCAACUUGCUGAGCUCCAAGAGACCUCAGCGAGACUUAGUGAGGAACUCGUGCACAAUAGAGUUGACAGCAAGGACCACAAACAGGUGGAAAUGUACCGUAGACUGUGCAAUAGCAGUCUUGCAGCCAAUAAAUGCGCGACGGGUACGCCGUGGACAGAUAGCGAGCUUAUACUUGCGGUGCAUUCGAUUCGCGUCUACGGCAAAGAUUUUAAGGCGGUAGCUCGCUUAAUUGGCAAUAAAACAGAGGCACAAGUGAGACUCUUCUUCACCAAUUACAGGGAACGCUACAAUCUGGAACUGAUGGUUCGUCAGUUUGAGGAAGAUCGCAGAAACGGCCUAAUUUCUCGAGAAGGUUUUGCGCUUCUUCCAAGUCAGUCACCCGACAGCAUAAGUCCCACCGGAAGUCCAGUCAAAAAGAUUAUUCGGUCACCUCUGAAAAAACCGAGUAUAUUGUCUCGUCGUAAAGUCUAGAUUAAAUAUAUUUUUACACUCUAGAUCAGUGGCUGCUAAGACUAUUUCAGUUUUUCUUUUGCGUUUCUAAACACACAUCGACCGUUUUACCAUGCUGCGACUUUUGAACGAUAUAAUUAUGGUCAAUUUAAACUUAUAACUGAGAUUUGUAUCCCUCGAGGCUGUCGCCGGCAUUAUUUGUAUCCCUCGAGGCUGUCGCCGGCAUUUAACUGUCAUUAAACUUAGAUAGCAUUUGUCGCCUGGCCUUGAUUAGCAUUUGUCGCCUGGCCUUGAUACGGAAAAAUGCCAUAGUCUUCAAGGAAAUAUGGUUGACGUAGAUAUUCAGCUUCUCUGCUCAACUUUAGGUACGUGUACAGGGGUUUGGACAAGAAACGCUUCAUACAUGAGCCAACAAGGGUAUUAUCAACGACAAAAUAACAGAUAGAGUCUGUAGUUUAUGAAGAAAGAAAAAAUCGUAAU